UCUGCAUGGAGAAGAAGGUGUAGGGCUUUUUGUUGGGCUGGAACAAACAGGCAUGGAGAACCAGACGGAGGUGAGGAAGUUCAUCCUCCUUGGCCUGAGCAACCUCCAAGGGCUGCAGCAAUUCCUCUUUGUGCUCUUCCUACUGCUCUACCUGUSCAGCCUGCUGGGGAAYGCGGCAAUYCUGGUUGUAGUGGUGUGGGAGCCCCGGCUCCACACCCCCAUGUACUUUUUCCUGGGCAACCUCUCCUGCCUGGACAUUUUCUACUCCACMGUUACCGUGCCCAARAUGCUGGCCGGCUUCCUCUUGGGGCACCCSCAGGGCAUUUCCUACAGGGGCUGCCUAAGCCAGCUCCACUUCUUCCACUUYCUGGGCAGCAGCGAAGCUUUGCUGCUGGCUGUCAUGGCCUACGACCGCUUUGUGGCCAUCUGCAACCCCCUGCGCUACACCCUGCUCAUGAGCCCAUGCGUCUGCGUCCUGCUGGCUGCAGCCACUUGGGCUACGGGCUUCCUCCACGCUCUCCUGCACACGGUCAUGACCUCCCAGCUGCAUUUCUGCGGCCCCAGCCACAUCCACCACUUCUUCUGUGACAUCAAGCCUGUGGUGAGACUGGCUUGCGACAGCAACCAGCUCAACCUCCACCUUCUCAGCAUCGUCACGGGGACCAUUGUGAUAGGGCCCUUUGUCUUCACACUCUUUUCUUACCUCUACAUUUUUUCCUUCCUCUGCUUGAAAGUCGAGUCCAAGGAGGGAAGGAGGAAAGCCUUCUCCACUUGCAUCUCCCAUCUCACGGUAGUUGCCUUGCUUUAUGUCCCUGUCAUUUCUAACUACGUGCCACCUUCGUCAGGGAGCUCUCCCAGGAGGGACAUGAUAGCCACUCUCAUGUAUAAUGUUGUCACCUCAGUGCUCAAUCCUCUGAUCUACACUCUGAGAAACGUGGAGGUGAAACGUGCCCUAAAGAGAAGACUUUUCUCCAGAGCAUUACUGGUACAGAACAUGUUUUUCUGUGCAGCUUCUGUGGGGUAGUAGA
Messenger RNA from Nothoprocta perdicaria, 1028 nucleotides. Its product is annotated as olfactory receptor 12D1-like. The transcript has 2 exons. Gene Ontology annotation, cellular component: membrane. The record is from RefSeq and is a predicted model, not a curated record. Bases 53 to 1024 code for a protein of 323 amino acids. Gene Ontology annotation, biological process: G protein-coupled receptor signaling pathway. Gene Ontology annotation, molecular function: G protein-coupled receptor activity; olfactory receptor activity. NCBI's taxonomy places the organism in Eukaryota, Metazoa, Chordata, Aves, Tinamiformes, Tinamidae.